Messenger RNA from Vicugna pacos (alpaca), 664 nucleotides. RefSeq names its product natriuretic peptide B (gene NPPB). The record is from RefSeq and is a predicted model, not a curated record. Gene Ontology annotation, molecular function: hormone receptor binding; hormone activity. Lineage: Eukaryota; Metazoa; Chordata; Mammalia; Artiodactyla; Camelidae. Gene Ontology annotation, biological process: receptor guanylyl cyclase signaling pathway; cGMP biosynthetic process; neuropeptide signaling pathway. Gene Ontology annotation, cellular component: extracellular region; cytoplasm.
AGGAGAGCGCCUUCGGGCCGCAAGGAGGUGAGACGUGAACCGGGACCCAGCGCAGAAGCAGCGGCAGAAAACUUUAUCCGCCCUUCCAGGACAUGGACCCCCAGACGGCGCUGCCCCGGGCUCUUCUGUUCCUUCUGUUCUUGCACCUGUCUCUGCUAGGAUGUCGCUCCCACCCCCUGGGUGGCCCCGGCCCAGCCUCGGAACUGCCCGGGAUACAGGAGCUGCUGGACCGUCUGCGAGACAGAAUCUCGGAGCUGCAGGCGGAGCAGAUGGACCUGAAGCCCCUCCAGCAGGGCCAGGGCCUCGCGGAAGCCUGGGAGACCCCGGCGGCAUUCUCCGAGACGGUCACUGGGCCCCGCAACAAGGUCCUCGAGGCCCUGCGGGGAAUACGCAGCCCCAAGAUGAUGCGCGACUCCAGCUGCUUUGGGCGGAGGCUGGACCGGAUCGGCUCCCUCAGCGGCCUGGGCUGCAAUGUGCUGAGGCGAUAUUAAGAGGAAGUCCUGGCUGCAGACGUCUGCAUCGGCUUCUCCAUCAAACCCCUGCUCCCCUUUGAAGCAGCUCCUAUUUAUUUCUAUUUAUUUAUUUAUUUAUUUGGUUGUUUUAUAUAAAAUGGUUCUUAUCUUUGAGCACAAAUUUUUUUCCAUGGCAAAAUAAAGUCAGUAUU